This is a messenger RNA of Menidia menidia (Atlantic silverside), 249 nucleotides long. The record is from the annotation of a GenBank genome assembly. Lineage: Eukaryota; Metazoa; Chordata; Actinopteri; Atheriniformes; Atherinopsidae.
AUGUCGAAAUGGACGGUUACACUCGACUGCAAUCCUGUCCUCAAGAAGAGAGAAAAGAUGGUUUGCAUAAUGCCCACACAGAUGAUGCUUGAAGAUGCAUAUUCGUUGGCUGAGAGGAGGACGUUUUCAUACCCCCCAUUAAUGCCACUAUUAGAAGAUCCGAAGAUGGAGCUGAAAACAGUCCUCCCGUCCCUGCGUUUAGGCCUGUUAACUGCGUUUCACCAAUGUACCGAGGCAAGGUCAACCUGA